Molecule: messenger RNA, 3549 nt
Organism: Fusarium falciforme
Lineage: Eukaryota; Fungi; Ascomycota; Sordariomycetes; Hypocreales; Nectriaceae
Exons: 4
Coding region: 1-3549 (1182 amino acids)
Molecular function (GO): catalytic activity
Source: RefSeq, a predicted model, not a curated record
AUGAAAACAGAGUUCCAGCUCGAGUUCACCAAGCUCAGCGACCGUAUGACUGAGGAAGUCGCUAGGACCACGGCCCGGAUGGCACAGGAAUUGUCGCAGGUGCGAGAGCAGCUUACUCAGGUUUGCAGCGAGCUGGAGCGUACCCGACUGCAGCUGGAUACCGUGAGCGAGGCUCAUGCAGCACGAUCGCCUGGUCGAUCAUAUGCGGAUGUUGCCGGGAUGACGCCUAUUAGUAUUACCACUCAAACUCCAUCCACGGUUCGAUCGGCAACCCCGGAACCGGUGUUCUGCACAGUAGACACAUCCCGGGUGCCCGAGGAUCAUAUCGGAGACACUACGCCAGCAGUGCUUCGCAGAACCAUUGAACAGGAAAUGCGAACGUCUAGCGACCAACCUAGUUGGCGAUGUGUUGCAGUGACCAGAGAUGGACGAAAUACCAACCGCCUGAGGGUCAUCGGUAGGAAUGAGGAAGAACUGAAGAAGAUCAAGACCAUUAUUGAGGUCAAGAAGGCUCCAGGUGCGAGAGUCCUCCGAGGCCAACUGUACCCAGUCAAAGUUGACAACAUCAACCGUGCGGCCGUCCUCGACCAGGAAGGCAAGGUCCUUCCAGGAGCAAUGGAAGCUUUGGGCCAGGAGAAUGAAGUCCAGAUUGCCAAGAUGGCCUGGUUGAGUCGAAAAGACCGCGUAAAGGCGUACGGAUCUAUGGUGGUAUACCUCACCAAAAGCAGCGAUGCCAGGAGACUCCUACAGGAACGCUACUUCCUUGCAGCGGGUGAAUCGGCAUAUACCAGCGCGUUUGAGCGGAGAACCGGACCGAUACAAUGCUACAACUGCCAGGAGCUUGGCCACAAGGUCUUCUCGUGCAGCAAGAAUCGGGGUGAAGCGGACCAGAUCAUUGACCUUAUGCACGAACUUGGCCUCACCAGCUUGCUCCCCAGAGGAACGAAGACGUGGAGUGACGGAGUCUUUGAGACAACGGUCGACUUGGUCUUGGCCUCGGAGGAGUUGACGGCAUCAACUGUCCAAUGCGCGAUUCACAGGACGGAACACGGCUCAGAUCAUCGGGCGAUUAACACGGUCUUCGACAUUUCGGUUCCCGGACCAAAACAACAGACUCGGCUUCUCCUGAAGAAUGCGCCAUGGAGAGAAAUCAACACAAGAAUUGCAAGCGCGCUGGAGGCAUUGCCGUCGGAAGGCACCGUACAGGAGAAAACUGACAGGCUGAUGUCGGUGGUUGUGGAGGCGGUUCAUUCCCUGGCACCAAAAGCCAAGCCGUCGCCGUACGCCAAACGGUGGUGGACGACGGAUCUCACGCAGCUUCGCCAAAUAUAUACGAACUGGAGGAACCGCGCUCGAGCCGAGAGGCGAGCAGGGCAAACCAGGACGGAGCUGGAAGAGAUGGCGAAAGGGGCUGCAAAGCAGUAUCAUGACGCCAUCAGACAACAAAAGAAGAAGCAUUGGAACGAGUUUCUGGCGGACAAUGACAACAUCUGGAAGGUGGCCAAGUACUUGAAGUCUGGGGAUGAUGCGGCAUUUGGCAAAAUUCCGCAGCUGGCCAGGGCGGAUGGGACAGCCACGACUAACCACAGGGAACAAGCUGAAGAGCUACUAUCCAAGUUCAUUCCUCCCCUGCCGAACGACAUCGAAGACGAAGGCCCUAGGCCUCAAAGAGCCCCUAUAGCGAUGCCAGAUAUCACAACAGAGGAGGUGUGGCCAGUCGUCAAGCACUGGGUGAUGGCAAUAUUCCGGGCUUCAUUGGAAGAGGGAACGUUGCCCCAUCAGUGGAGGCAUGCAAAGAUCAUACCGCUCAAAAAGCCCGGUAAAGGAGACUACACGGUGGCAAAGGCCUGGCGACCGAUUUCCCUACUGGCUAUACUCGGCAAGGUAUUGGAGUCGGUGGUCGCGGAAAGGAUCUCACAUGCUGUGGAAACGUACGGCUUGCUCCCGACGAAUCAUUUUGGAGCCCGCAAGCAACGAUCAGCAGAACAAGCGCUUCUGCUCCUGCAGGAACAGAUCUAUGCCGCUUGGCGACGUGGACGGAUCGUGAGCCUGGUCAGUUUCGAUGUCAAGGGAGCUUACAAUGGAGUGUGGAAGGAAAGGCUUCUUCAGAGAAUGAAGGCACGUGGCAUCCCGGAGCAGCUAGUUGGCUGGGUAGAAGCGUUUUGCUCCAAUCGCACGGCAUCGAUCCUAAUCAACGGAGAGUCAUCGGAAAUUCGAGACCUACCACAGGCGGGCUUACCCCAGGGCUCUCCGCUGUCUCCAAUCUUGUUUCUUUUCUUCAACGCAGAUUUGGUACAGCGGCGGAUCGACAGCAACGGAGGAGCGAUCGCGUUUGUGGACGAUUUUACAGCCUGGGUCACAGGGCCAACAGCGCAGAGCAACCGUAAGGGAGUCGAAGCUGUUAUCAAAGAGGCUUUGGAUUGGGGGAGGAGAAGCGGCGCGGCAUUUGAGGCGGACAAGACUGCUAUCAUACAUUUCACCCGGAAGGAGUCCAAGUCCGACUCAGAGCCCUUUGUGAUCAAGGGGCAGACAGUCCAACCGAAAGACCGUGUCAAGAUCCUGGGAGUCAUCAUGGACGGCGGGCUCAAGUACAAGGAACACAUCGCCAGGGCAGCAUCCAAGGGGUUGAAAGCGGCAAUGGAACUGAAGAGGUUAAGGGGCUUAUCACCAGCGACAGCAAGACAGCUAUUCACAGCUACAGUAGCCCCGGUUGUGGACUACGCCUCCAAUGUGUGGAUGCACAGGUGCCAGGACAGAAUCAUGGGACCAAUUAACAGGGUUCAGAGAGCGGGAGCCCAGGCUAUCGUUGGAACGUUCAGUACAGUGACGACGAGCGUAGCGGAAGCAGAAGCUCAUAUCGCUUCAGCACAACAGCGGUUCUGGAGGAGGGCAACCAAGAUGUGGACGGAUAUUCACGCAUUGCCCUGCACCAACCCUCUCCGCAGGAUGAUAUCCCGCAUACGAGCGUUCAGAAGGGCUCACCGGUCACCACUCUACCAGGUAGCAACGACACUCGGAGACAUACCAAUGGAACAGCUGGAAACCAUUCAACCAUUCGCACUAGCGCCAUGGGAAGAAAGAGUGGAAGCCAUCACCGACGAGGCAGCCCCAGGAGAGUCGGAAGCAGGCUGGGCCAUACGCAUCGCAGUGAGCAGCUCUGCGCGAAAUGACGUAGUGGGUGUUGGUGGAGCAGUCCAGAUUCCGCUUUCGGUGCGAGGCGGCCCAAAGCUCGAGACCUUCUCAUUUACUCUUGGUAUGAGAACAGAACAGAACCCAUAUAGCGGAGAGCUAGCGGCGAUGGCGCUGCUGCGCUUACGCUCAAGCAACCCCCGUCAGCAGUCCGGGCAAGAAUACAUACGCUGUAUCUACGAUUCGAUUGAAGAUCUGCGGGAAGACAGAAACGUCGUAAGGGUCCUGUGGCUACCCUCAAGCGAUGAAAACGAGCUUCUGAAGCAGGCCAAGGCAGAGGCAUGGAAGGCAACACAGCAAGGAGCCAUUCCUCAAAAGUGGUUUCCUGGCAUGAAAUCGACAACGCUUAGGAUCGCAUGA